ACAGUUAUUUUAUUUCCAUUAACUAAACAAGAGCCAUAUGUCCUUAGAACCGAUAACCAUGAUUUACAUGGUUUCUGUAAUAACUGUGAAUUUGGCGUAGAAGGGUAUUCACAACAACUAGCAUUGCACAAUAUUCUCCAAUGCCAUUGAUCAUCUGAGUUUCCAUUCCAUGCUUUCGGAGUCAGCAUUAAUUUAGAAAAUAUAAAAUAGGCUCCCAUUCAUUUGUCAUACAUCUGUAGCCUACUCAGUGGAGACAAAACCAACAUAAUUACGUCUGGACGUCCCUCCCUGCCAACACAAGUAGUACAUCUGUGCAAAACAAAAGGAGAGCACCAAUAGACAUCUCUACUUUGAUCGAUGAACAGGCUUAGUCCUACAUCAUCGCUGGAGUAAAAACAUGCCGCACGGACAUAUUGGAAUCUUCUGACAUUGAACUGAAUUGAAGUAUUCAAUAAACCAGGACGAAUAUCCAGCUGAUGGAACUGCACAAGGAGUAAAUCAAGUCAACCAUCAGUACAUCUGCAGACAUCGAUACACAUGUCUGUAGGAAAGAAAGACUUCAAUUUCAUAGGCUACUGAGAAAUAACUUAUGAAGUGAAUCCACUACCUGAACACAUGAUUAAGAAACAGUUUGGAUCAAGUGACGUUUUUAUCUUCAUUUUGGAGUUUAUCAUUAGAACCCCAAACUGAUAAACUCUUUUGUGUGUAAUCUAUUGUAAUCCAAUUUUUUACACGUUAUUUCAAUCUAUUUUAGGUAAUCUAUUUUCUAAAAUAUAUUGGGUGAUUUUUAAUCAAUACAAUUUUUAUCUUUAAUCUGAACUGCUAUACAUUUACAAAUGACACCAUGGCAAAACUCGUCAUUUUGAUAAGUUUACUCGUCAUUAUUCAUGUGUAUGAAGCCAAAGGAAUAUCCUUAAUGCAAGGUCAAGAAGCCAACUUGAUUUUCCAAUAUCCUUGUGAUAGUUCAGAAGUUACAUUACAACAAUCUAACAGACGACCAUUUUAUAGUUCAAUAGAUGGGUCGUCUCUGUCUUUGCCUGCAAAUCAGGCUCAGAGAUUUGAGGUUAAGAAACUGAUUAUCAAUGCGAGCUGCUCUCUCGAUCUUACCAUAAAGGAUCUAAUGAGAGAUGAUCAAGGAACAUACAUUUUGUUUGUUUACAAGGAUAGGGAAAUACUCGGUGAUCAUACACAUAGAAUUUACCUGAAAGUACAUUAUCCUCCUGAGAAAGCACUUUGUGUUGUGGGGGAAGAUUAUGGUAGAGGAUGGGUAGAGGUAGACUGUACAGCCGAUGCUGGAAGUCUAUCAGGGAAGAUUGAAUGCUAUCAAAAUGGUUUAUGGAUGCCUCACUUAACAGACCCUGUUGUGAGAGGUUCUUUAUUGAAACAGACUAUUCUCAUCAGGAAAUCACAGCCAGCGCUUUGUUGCUCUUCUGCUUUUAAUGUAUAUAAAUCAAGAUGUGAAUGUAAUGAUACUGUCUUGUUUCAAAAUGAAUAUCAUGGAAAAGAUCCCUGUUCGAACAUACCAAUCACAACACAAAUAUCAACAGAUCAUACAGACAUGGUAACGUUUAUAACAUCUAUGAACUUUACAGACUACCACUUAUCAACAUCCACUUAUCAAAAAAAAAUGUUCAAAGUUAAAACAGUAAUCAUAGUUUGUGCUCUUACAACAGCUGUGGUGGUCAUAUCAUUAAUAUUCACAAUUAUCCGUGGUACCUACAUGGAACAGAAGAACCGGAAUAGUAAUGUUGCAUCAGAGCAUCCAUCUGCGUUAACAGAUGUUUAUACUGACGCUGAAGAAUGUAUUGAACUGAAUCCGAAACAGGAUAUACCCCGUUGCAGCAAGGACCUCAAGAAAUUUGCAGACAUCCAUGAUAAAAAAUUUUAUAAACAAAAAGUUGAAUAUAUUGUCAGGACGAUAUGAGGAAAUAUGAUAUAAUUUUAUAUUCUCCUGGUUAAUUCAUACAUAAUUAUAUUAUCAAGUCAUUUUCAAGUGAUCUGAUCAAGUAAAUGCAUCUCAAAGAAAGAUUAGUAUGUAAAUAUCAGUAUACUUUACUAUUAUUGCUUAUAUUUACACAUUCAAUUAGUUGUUCUUAUUAUCUACAAAUAUUGCUUUCGAACACAUUAAACAUCACAGCUGCAAAAUUCUUUACAACAUUUUGUAUAGAAUUUAUGCUGAGUAAUUAAGAAAAUAUGGUAAUGAUUUAGAUAGGAAAUCAUAACAAUCAUUACAUAGUAGACUAAUUACCAAUUAAAACUUAUCAUUUCUAAUGAGGUAAACAAAAAUAAUACUGUAUAUUGGAUAAUCAACAGUAUUUGAAAAUCAAACAAAGGGCAUAUUCUAUUUGAAUAAUUUUAUACCCAUUCUUUUGACUUAAAAAAUGGAACCAUUCAUUGUUCUGACUUCAGAAAAAGCAAUGUUUGCCUUGAACCAUGGACCCUACCACAAUGCUUGAGAAGUGCAAUCCAGCUGCGUGAUAUACGGCAGGGAGUAACCCAUGCCCCGUUUGAUCAAAAUGACAAUGUGCAGUUGGAAUGUCUGGCAAAUAAUACAUCAUAUCAUAUUAUAUUGGUUGGUUGGUUUCGUCAUUUUCAUCCCGGGUUUUCACCAUUGUAAAUAAAUUAAUAUAUCAGUAAUCAUGAUAGAGGGUCACUUUGAUAGAAAGAGGCAAUUUCGAAUUACUAAAACAUGUCAAAAUUCAUUGUUUUGGUACAUGACCUGUAUGAUUAUGUAUGUCACACACAUUUUUUGAUAGAUUUAAUUGAUUUAGAGAAAAUGUAUCUUGAAGAACAGAGACAUUCCCGUCACAAUGAGUGAUUUUUAAACACAUUUUCUGAAUAUGACGAGUUGUAUCGCAUAAUGUAUUACAGACUUGCUGUGACCUAUAUACGAUACGAUGACAGAUUUGUAUGUUACAUGUUUUAUUUUUGUACUGGAAAUAUCAUGAUGAGCUUCUAUAUCUGUUAUUUGUUACAUACAUUCAGUGUAUUUGUUUACACCAUGUAUUCAAUGAAAAUAUUUGUAUUAUUUUGUGAAAUGUUUUAAUAUUCAUUGGGAAUAUUAUUAUGAGCUUCCUUAUGUGUUGCUGACUUGCAGUAGAUAUGUUUACACUAGAACAGUAUCUAUAUUUGUGAAAUGUUUUAAUGUUAUAUCGGUAAUAUAAUAAUGAGCUAUGCGUUACAGAAUAGUGGACUUUUACAUUAUGGCAAUAUUUGUGUUAGUGAAAUGUUUCAAUGUAAUAAUAAUGGGAAUAUCAUAUUAUGUUUCUCUAAUAUCUCAUAAUGUUUUACACUUAUUGCCCUUUUUUUAGAAUAUGAUAAUAUUCUUCCUAAGUAAAAUAUGAAAAGAAUUUCAAAUCCCUCAGAUUUUCUUCAUUUUUCCAGUAAACCUGAUAUCCCAUUUAAUUUUAUUCUCUGAGCGUUCAGGUCGAUUAGUUGGUCUCACAUUUAUACGUAAGAGUACACCAUGUACACUAUACUCAAAGGAUACCAUGCAUGAGUACAAAGAUGAAUUUGUUGUCCUAUUGUUUUUUUUUUCAUUGUUUAAUAGUUGCAUGUCAGCUAAAUUUUUUUUAGUAAAAUUGCAGAUGUGAUAAGAAGGGAAAUAUGUAUAGAAUCACAAACAGGAGGGGAAAAAAUUAUUUUGAGAUUUCCGAGCAUUAUACCGGAUUUUUCUUCAGUUUUUCAAUGGUAGAACAAGAACAGUCUAUUUAAGGUUAAGAUGCUAGAAUCAAAAGUGAUUGUCAAACCUGUGUUUCGUCAAAUGUGUAGGCUUAGAUGACAGAUGCAUUAUAAUGUUAUGUUGUCGUCGGAUCGAUAUUGCACUUUUAUUUUCGACCAGACUUAAAUGAAACGAAUCAAUGCAAGAUGUAGAGUUCAUACUGUAUAUAUUUAUUAAAGAUGAUAACUUGAUGAUGUUGAUGAUGAUGAUGACAAAUAGAUGAGUAAGUCUAAUGGUGACUGUACUCUGAAGUAUAAAAUAGACUCUGCAAACUAAAUGUGAUAUAAAAUGUAAACUCUUCUGUAGCUCUAUCUCUAAACCAUUCUCGAAUCUAACUCCAAUCUCUAUAAUAAUGUACACGUAUACACGGCUUUUGCAAAUGUUAAAAACAACAAGAAAUAAAGGUACAUGUA
Messenger RNA from Lytechinus pictus (painted urchin), 4134 nucleotides. RefSeq lists its product as uncharacterized. The record is from RefSeq and is a predicted model, not a curated record. Lineage: Eukaryota; Metazoa; Echinodermata; Echinoidea; Temnopleuroida; Toxopneustidae. The transcript has 2 exons. Bases 845 to 1924 code for a protein of 359 amino acids.